AUGAUUUGGGCUACUUAUAAAACUUCUAUUUUACUCAUUCCAACGAUUUGUAUAUUCGUCUAUUUUUUUAUUUACUAUACACUUUUCUCCAUUUGUUUUACAUUAAUAUCAAUCGGUUUAAUCUAUGGUUUUAUAUUAGCAAUACAUCAAUCAAAAUUAUAUAGAAUUGUUCAUAGUCAAAAAAUCAAAACACGACAUAAUAAUAUAGUUAAAUGGAUAAUAGAACAAAUUCAAAUAUCUUCCAAAGAAAAUCUAAAAGAAAAUAUUGUUGCACAACAUGCAUCUAACAUUGAUUUAGAUACUAUUGUUGAUCAGAUAUGUGAUUUACUUUUAAACGAUCUUGUUUUAUCUUGGUAUCAACAUGUUUCUUAUGAACAAAUAACAUUUACUCGAACAGUCAAACAAGAAAUUCAUUUAAUCGUAUCGAAUCUUAAAACACGUUGUGCUCAUAUUGAUUGGGUUAAAGUUAUAUCGAACGAUCUUGUUGUACAAUUUGCUGAGCAUUAUCAACAAGUUCGACGAGCAACUUUACAUCCUGCUGAAUAUUCAUUUCAAUUACAUGCUUAUCUAGCAACGGAUGAAAGUGAAAAUGAUUUUUUGCGAGCGAUAAGUGAAGCAUUAUUACUUCAACUUUUACCAGCAAGUUAUUCAUCAACAUUAGCUAUAAGACACUUAUUACGUGAAAUACUUGUUUUUAAAGUUUUUAAACCAACGAUAAAUUUAAUAUGUGAACCAGAUUAUUUUAAUGAAAAUAUUUUAUUAAAACUCGAACAAUUAAAUUUAAAUAAUGAACAAAAAUUACGAAAAUUUACAUUAGCAUCGAAUUAUGAAAAUUUUAUUAAACUUAUUGAAACAAGUAAUGAUCUUGAUAAACUCGAACAGUUUUGGAAUUAUAUUGUGACAGAAAUUAUGCAAGCGACAGCAAUUAGAAAUUUAUUAAAAGAAGGAGUCAUUUCUAAUGAUAAUCAUCAGGCUCGACUUGGAACAAAAGGUGAAUUAUUAAUGAAUCGUGAUUUAACAAAAUAUCUUAAUCAAUUACGACGAGCGAAAAUUGUUUGUGAAAGACAUAUUACAGCCAAUGGUGGUCGAAGUUAUCUACUUGUUGAUGCAAGUACAAAUAAAAUAAAUUUAGCUAAUCGAAAAAUACUUUCAUUAAAUAUGAUAUUAAGUUGUAUUACGGGUCGUCAUCAUUUACAUGAAUUUUUAGAAACAUUUGGUACACAUACAUUAGUGAAAUUUUGGUAUGAUAUUUGGAAAUUACGUUCUGCUCCGUCUCAUGAACGACAUCGUGUAGCAACAAAAAUUUAUAAUACAUAUAUAACACGUUUUGGUAGUGCUGUUCGUGAUGAGAUUGAUAAUGCUACUGUAGUUCGAAUGACAUCAUUUCUUGUUGGUGAACAGGCUGAUCCAGAUGCAUUUUAUCAUGCUCAAGCUAUUGUUUAUCGAGUAUUACAACGUGAUUAUUAUGCAUCAUUUCUUGUUUCAAAACAAUAUGAUGCUCUAUGUCGAACAUUCAAUUCAUCUAAUCUACAAGAUUUUGAUUUAAAAGAACAAUUACUUGGUUGGUCAACACCAAUUUCAGCCGAUGAAAAUUAUGAUGAAUCAGAUGAUAAUCGUACAACACAACGACCUGAAUCACCAACUGAAGAACCAUCUCAAAGUGUACCGAAACGUUUAGCUGACUUACGAAAUCAAUUAGCAAAUAAACAAUAUGCAUUAACAGCUGCAAAAGAAGGUUCUACAUUUGACGCUACAAUUUUAGCAUCACUUGAACGUGAUUGUGCUGAUUUAAAUCAAGAAAUAAGUACAUUAGAAUGUUUAUUAGAAAAUGUUGAUUUAUGGUGGUCAUAUUUGGGUCAAUGGCAAGCUCAAGUACUUUCAGAUGUGAUCGGGAAUGGCCGAGCUUGUUUAGCUGUACUUGUUCGUAGUCCAAAUAGUGAACAGGAUCAAGUUGGUUGGGUUGUAACACGAACAGUACAUGCUUGGCAACAAUUUUAUAUUCGUUUAAAAGAUUUACAACCAACAUUACCAACAAUUGAUAUAUUUCGUGUACGUCAUCGUAAUUUUGCUCAAUUAGCAUAUGAUACAGGAUUAUCUCGACAAUUAUCUGAACAACUUGAAAUAUUUUUACAAAACAUUUUACAAGAUGAACACAUGUCAUCAUUUGAAUUAGUUUAUCAAUUUUUAAAUCCAUCAAUUAUUGAUAAUGAUAGACAAUCAUCAAAUGUAGCUACUACUAAAAAGAAACAAACAAAUUCAAAUAAAAAUUCAUUUGAUAUGUUUCGUUCGGAUAAAACAUCGAACGAAUUACAAGAAAUUGAUAGUGUUCGUUUUCUCGAAGGUCGAGCUGAUUCAAUUGCUAAACCAUUUUAUGCUUUUAUUGAUAUAUUAUUCGAUGAACAACGUAGUUUACUUAAAUUAAUACGUAUGACGUUAGUACAAUUUAUUCGUGUUACAUAUGGAAGUACAAUCAAUCGACAAGUACGUCGAUAUAUUGUUAGUCUAUUUCAAGAAGAAUGUAUUGUUAAAUAUUUAAUGAUAUUACAAGACGCAUUUUGGCCUAAAACUCCAGUUCCUGAAAGACAUGCAUUUACAGAUGAUGAAAAAAUUGAACGAAGACAACAAGCUAAACGACAAUUAUUAUCAAAUAUACCAGAAACCAUUUCUUUAAUAUUCGGUUCCGAUAAUGCAAGAUUAGGUGCAGAACGAUUAUUUGAACUCUUCCAAAAUGUACAAUUAAACAAACAUCUUUGUUACAAAUUAUUAUUAAUGAUUAUGAAUGAAAUCUUUCCAGAGUUACAUACCAAAUUAUAA
Molecule: messenger RNA, 2814 nt
Organism: Adineta steineri
Lineage: Eukaryota; Metazoa; Rotifera; Eurotatoria; Adinetida; Adinetidae
Source: the annotation of a GenBank genome assembly